Messenger RNA from Acipenser ruthenus (sterlet), 4902 nucleotides. Its product is annotated as tetratricopeptide repeat protein 17-like. Gene Ontology annotation, biological process: cilium organization; actin filament polymerization. NCBI's taxonomy places the organism in Eukaryota, Metazoa, Chordata, Actinopteri, Acipenseriformes, Acipenseridae. The record is from RefSeq and is a predicted model, not a curated record. Gene Ontology annotation, molecular function: protein binding. Gene Ontology annotation, cellular component: cytoplasm; actin cytoskeleton.
GAUCUAUUACUCACAGCCGGCGACAUGAGCUGGUUAAUUUGCUCCACAUGGCACCUAUACGCUUCCGUAGUUAUUGACCCCACAGCUCAAAUAUAUAGUAUUUCAAGAAUGUAAAACUAAACCCGUGAUACAGUGGACUGUUAUUCCAAGAUGCGUUUAGCAUGAUUUGUAUUUUCAGUGCUGCUGUUUUUUGUUCAGUCAGACGCAUGCGCUUAUUCGCGCAUUGGCCCAUUAACAAUUGUUUUUAAAUGCUUUCAUUCAACUCUCCCGGACAUAUGCACCCGUACAUACAGCAGGUGUAAGCUUCCGUUUCCUGUUGCUAGUUUCCUCUUGGAGAGGGAAGAUGGCGAAUUACAGGAGACGGGAUUUUGAGCCCAUGUUUUGCUUCAGAUUCCCGGGCAGAGUCAGUGGACUUGGAGGGGCGCUGAUCUUUCUGAGCUGUGUCCUUGUGGAGCCCAGCGCAGCCACCACACACUGGGUAGUGACCGAGGAUGGCAAGAUCCAGCAGCAGGUGGAUUCUCCCCUUAACUUGAAACAUCCCCACGACCUGGUGAUUUUCAUGCGACAAGAGACCAGAGUGAGCUACCUCAAGGAGCUGGAGAAGCAACUGGUGGCACAGAAGAUCCAUAUUGAGGAUAAUGAGGACCGGGACACAGGAUUGGAGCAGAGGCACUACAAAGAGGACCUGGACUGCAUCAAAGCCAAGGUUCCUCUGGGAGACCUAGACCUCUACGAUGGAACCUACAUCUCACUAGAGAGCAAAGACAUCAGCCCAGAAGACCAUGUGGACCACAAAUCCCCUCUGCCCCUGAACCUGGAGAAACCUGACUGUACCAACGUGCUGGAGCUGCCCUACAGUAUCCACGCCUUCCAGCACCUGCGGGGUGUACAGGAGAGAGUGAACCUGACCACCCCACUUCUGUCUCAGGAGGACUCCAUCUUCAACUGCAUGUCCCAGAGGGUGGGGAGGAGUUUGGAGGAGAUGGGCCAUCGCAUCCACGAGGCCCUGCACCUGAACUCUUCCUCCUGGGUGCUGUAUAACAUGGCUGCCUUCUACUGGAGGAUGAAGAACGAGCCGCAGCAGGUGGUGGAGUGUGCCGUGAGGGCGCUGCACUUCUCUCCCAGGCAGCACAAGGACAUUGCUCUUGUCAACAUGGCCAAUGUGCUGCAUCGUGCUCACUUCUCUGCUGACGCUGCCAUACUGGUCCACACAGCUCUUGACAUCACCUCAGACCUGUUGACGAGCCACUACACACUGGGGAACAUCUAUGCAGUCGCUGCAGCGCACUCUCAAUGAGCUCAAGGAGUACCAGAAGCAGCACGAUCAGUAUCUGCGGCAGCAGGAGGCUCUGGACAAGCACAAGCUGGGCCAGGAGGAGCAGAUCCUGCGCAACAUCAUCCACGAGACUCAGAUGGCCAAGGAGGCCCAGCUAGGAAAUCACCAGCUGUGCCGCCUGGGGAAGCCGCAGGGCUCCCUGCACUGUCCCUACGAUCUGCCAGUGCGCUACCACCGCGGGGACGUCUUCGAGAGUGUGGAGCUCAUCCAGUUCGGGGAGGAUGGCUCCACUGCCAGCAGCACGUCUCUCAUCUCAGAGCUCAGCCUCAACCAGAGCGAGGGCCAGGAGCUCUUCCCUUCUGUGUCUUCAGCCCCCUUGCUGGGGACCUUCUGGGGCAAGGAGGCCUCCUCCAGGGACAGCCAGGACAUCCUGUGGCCAAAGAGGUCUGACUGUGCCCGAAUCUUUCCCUCCAUCCCCACACCGGAGGAGCUGCCUACCUACUUCCUCCCACCAGAGAAUCGUGGACUGGGGGUCUAUGCUCUUGUGUUCCAGGGCCGGCUCCCCGAAGUGAUGCCGCCCCCCCCAGACUGCAGCUCUGUGCCAGGCCCCCCCCUGAGGGACAGCCCUGCUUCUCUGGGGUGGGGGCUGGAGGGGAGGGAGCUGCCAGACCGUCAUGCCAGGCAGCUCCUGCUCUCCCGUCUGGACAGGCUGAGUCUCAGUGAGGAGCAGAUCGGGGGACUCAUUACUCAGGGCUUGAACCAGUCUGGCGCCCCCUUGUGGCUUGUCCUAAAUGAGGCUGCUCUCUUCUGGCGAGCGAGUGGCAAUGCCAGCUCCGCCCUUUCCUGCCUGCGCAGAGCCCUCAACUCCGCCCCUCAGGAGCACCUUGACAUCCCAUUGGUCAAUGCGGCCAACCUGCUCCUGCACUUCGGGCUGUACCAAGAGGCUAGCCAGGUCCUGGAGAGAGCGCUGGCCAUCAACCGGAGUGAGCCCCUGACUCUGCUCAGCCUGGGGAAUGUGUGCCUAGCCCAGGGGAAUGUGAGUGGUGCGGUGUCGGUGUUUCGACAGGCCCUGUCUCUGGGGACGCGCUGCCCGGAGUGUGAGAGCAGCCUCCGGCUCAUCCGCUGCCUGCAGUUCUACCCCUUCCUAUACAACCUGAGCAGCUCGUCGGCCUGCAAGCUGAUGCUGGUCCUGGAUGGUAACGGCUCUGGCGGGGAACUGCAGCGUGACGAGGAGAUCCAGCGGAUGGAGGAGAGCGAGGAGGAGGAGGAGGAGAAGGAAGAGGAAGAGUGGCAGUUGAAGGAGGACCUGAUUGGAGCCUUCGAGGGGGCUCUGGAUGUGAAGGGGCGCCGUGUGGACCUGCAGCGGAUCAGGGUGCUGAAGAGAGGAGGAGGAGGAGAGGCAGACGCUGGGGGGAGAGCAGGGCCCUGCUUCGGGAACUGCGAGGACGAUGAUGGAGCCGAGUGGAUCACAUUCCAGGUGAAGCGUAUGAGGAAGCCCAAGACAGACCCUUCUGACCUGCAAGUGGGGAGCCGAGAGAGGGAGGCUGGCUUCCACUCCGCCCUGGAGAUCAGCGGACCCCAAAUCCCCUCCCCGGGACCCCCAGGGAGACACCGGGACUACCUGAGUCUAGGCUGGCCGAGCCCAGACGAGUGCCAGCGCCUCCGCAGAGUGGAGCCCACCACAGUGGCAAGCACCUGGCUGGCAGUGUCUGCAAAGAGCAUUGAUAUCACAGAGCACAUAGACUUUGCCACUCCCCUGCAAGAGCCUGCAGUGGAGCCAAUCUGCAACCCCAACCUACCAGCCACAAUGCACACCCUGGACCAUCUGAAUGGAGUGGCCAACCGCGGAGGCAUCCACUACACAGGAGAGAGCCAGCUCCAAGAGGUGCUCCAGAAUCUGGGCAAAGACAAGUACUCUCCACAGUCCUUCGAGCAGGUGGGGACACGCAUCGCCAAAGUCCUAGAGAAGAACCAGACGUCGUGGGUGCUGUCCAGCAUGGCUGCGCUGUACUGGAGGGUGAAGGGUCAGGGGAAGAAGGCUGUGGACUGUCUGAGGCAUGCUCUGAACCAUGCUCCUCACCACAUGAAGGACGUGCCUCUGAUCAGCCUUGCCAAUAUCUUCCACAACGCCAAGCUGUGGGAUGAUGCCAUUACCGUGGCCAGUAUGGCAGUGGAGAUCGCGCCACACUUUGUGGUGAAUCACUUCACCCUCGCCAAUGUCUACAUCGCCAUGGAGGAGUUUGAGAAAGCCAUACAGUGGUAUGAAUCCACUCUGAAGCUGCAGCCCGAGUUUGCCCCUGCCAAGGAUCGCCUGCGGACUAUUCAGUGCCACCUGCUGACCAAGAAGGAGAAGCGCGUCCCGUAGGAGCAGUGCAGGUGUGAGGAGCCUCAGCAUCUCACCAUCCAACCCAACCUGCUUUUAUCUGAGCUGCACAUAAACAAUAGAGAGUGUUAAGACGGGGGGUGUAAUCGAUAAAGUUAGCUUUAAUUGAUUUACAUAAUUUUUUUUUUUUUAAAUUCAUAUAUCUCUUCAAUUGAAAUAUAUUAAACACUAAAUACAAUUCUUUCAUUGGACAUCUUAAUCAGAAUUGUGAAUGUAUUUACUGAAAUAGCUGUCUCUGUCCUCAUAUGGGAAAGUUUUACUGGGUGUUUUCUGGGUAGGCUAUUACUAUAAUGCCAUAGGAUAGAGAUUGUAAACCAUUCACACAUUCUGAUUCACUGAUUUCUAAAGAACUUCAAGAUUACAAUCCCUAGUUAAGACUGUGUAAUUGUAUUGGAAUUUAAAAGUCAAGGGCAGAUGCCUGUAGAAAGUUGGAGGUCUGUCUCCCCCACUCUCACCUUUCUUCAGCUGUUUGUUCAUCGAUAAGAAUUUGCAGUUAAAAGUUUGAUCCAAUCUUGAUCCAUUUUAAACAGAUCCAAAACAGCACCACUGUUUUUUAUUAUGUAUUUUUCUUUCUUCUGAGCAGGACCAGUUAAACGAUUCAUGUGGCAUUAAAAGUGUUCUUUAGGCUCAAAGUUUUGCCCCUCCAUUACCACAUUAGUUCAGACCCACCCUUUUUUACAUGCUUUCAAAUCUACCUAGCCAUUCUUCUCACAAUCCCUUAUAGACUGUUGUAAAGUAAUUGUAGCAUACAAAACCAUUUCAUAAAUCUGAGCUGUUUUGCACCUCCAUUUUGUGGUGUCUGCAAUCAUUGUGAGUGGUUCUGAGUUCUGUUUCAUCUGCCUUAGCCAGGGACUGAACAGCCUUCCUCCGUCCAUUCAAGUCAUGCGAUACUUUUCCACUCUGCCAGGCCCACCAGCUCUCUGUGCCUUUAUAUCUGUGGAGCAGGUGGGCUGGAAGAGUUGAAAGGUCACAUGAUUUGAGGGAAGCAGUUAGUUCUGGGUUUUCCAGACAAGCAGCACCCCAGAUUAGAGAGAAGCAAACAAUAGAAUCUGGGACAUGUAAAAAAGUAAUUAAAAUGACUGGGCAGCAUAAAAUCGAACACAGAAUUAAUUCAUUGAACAUGUUGGGACAAAUAUUUUGAAUAUUGGUUCAUAUUAUCUUGAAAACAAAAGUAUGUUUGUAUUUGUCAAAAUUGUAAUGUUUAUUGUAAUCCCAUACGGAUAAAAUAAACAUAUCUAAAGUA